Mesorhabditis spiculigera is the source of this 1956-nucleotide messenger RNA. Lineage: Eukaryota; Metazoa; Nematoda; Chromadorea; Rhabditida; Rhabditidae. The record is from the annotation of a GenBank genome assembly.
AUGGUGGGCUAUCACCCGGAGCCCAUCAAUGGGAAAGAGCUCUCCUCAACCGAGCAUAGUGAAGCGGGGUUGGCGAGUGGCAUAGCGACGCGAGCAAUUAUACAGCCGCUCGAUGUCUUGAAAAUUCGCUUUCAACUCCAGGAAGAGCCAAUUCGCGGAGGGAAAAGCGGAAAGUACAAGGGAGUCAUCCAAUCCAUACGGCUGAUCAUCAAAGAAGAGGGGGCAAUCGCUUUCUGGAAGGGCCAUGUCCCAGCCCAGGGUCUUUCAGCCGUCUAUGGCCUCAUGCAAUUCGCGUCUUUCGAAUGGUUUACAAAACAGACAAAACUUUUAAUAGACCCGCCCGACUAUCUGGAGAAGGGCACGGAUUUUAUGUGCGGGGCACUGGCCGGUUGCGUGGCGAUGACCGCAGCGAUGCCUCUGGAUGUCAUCAGGACGAGGCUAGUGGCGCAGGGAGCGGAUCAAGACAGGGUAUAUCGUGGCACCGGGCACGCAAUGAUGAAGAUUUAUAAAUAUGAGGGCGUUGCGGGAUAUUUUCGAGGGUGGGUACCUUCGGUGGCCCAAAUUGCCCCUUUCACCGGCCUACAAUUUAUGCUGUACAACCAGUUCCUCGAGUGGUACCACAUGUUCGUCGAGGGCAAAGAUUCCGGAGGUGCAUUACUCUGCGGUGCAGCGGCUGGCACGGCUGCAAAAACGGUGCUCUACCCGCUCGAUAUGGUCAGGCAUCGGUUACAGAUGCGCGGUUUCCAAAGAAAGGGCUUCGGCAAAGCCUCCGAAUAUAGAGGCCUGAUGCGGACCAUAGCCCAUGUGGGCCUCUGGCCAUCUCAAAUCAAGGCCGCCGCCAACUCGGGCUUCUCCUUCCUCUUCUACGAGCUCUUCUGCGACGCACUUUUAGGGAUCCUCGUCUCAACGCAAGCCUUUUGCUACACCGUGUCCAAAGUGUUGUUCGCAUUUCUUUGUGAUCGAGUCAAUCACCCAAAGCUAAUCGCCACCGGAAUGGUUGGGAUCGGGGUGGCGACGGUGUUCGCGUCAAUGAGCCGGAACUAUGAUGAGCUGUUCUAUUCGGUGGUGCUCAAUGGUUGUGUUCAAGGGGCAGGCUGGACCCCGUCGACGCUGUUGGUCAAAAAGUGGAGCCCGAAGGAAGAGUUUGGCUCGUGGUAUUCCCUUUUCGGGAUCGCAAACACGGUCAGCGGCAUGCUGCUCCCAUACGCUGUGGCGUUAUUCUGGCGACAAGCGCUUUGGUAUGCUGGUGCCGGAACGCUUGUGUGGCUGUUGAUUUUCUACGUAUUCUUGAAGGAGGACUUUGUCGAGCCCCUUGAACAUCACGCAGCGCCGAGCAAGGAGAAAGCGCGUGAAACGUUGAACGUUUUCACCUCGACCGCCGUUUUUCACGUGGCCAUAUUGUACGCGUUUCCUCUGUCGAUGCGCACGGUAUGCGAAACAUGGUUCCCCGUCGAGUUGACCGAGAAGGGGAUGUCACCAAGUGGUUUCCAGUUUUUCCUUGAGGCUGGAGGAUUUACCGGUGUGCUACUCUCCGGAUUGAUUGUCGACCUGUCGUCGCGAAAGAUCGGUGUUGAGAAAGCCGUCCGACUGUGCGCAUAUGCGUCGACGGUUCUCAUGAUGGCCGUGAUCACCCUCAGCAGUCUCUGGGUUACGGCCGCCCCGUCGCUUUUCGGCUUUUUCUGCGGCGCCGCUUUCCAGGGUUGCAUCAACUGCUGGGGGCUGGCCAUCUCGCGACUGGCCCCGGUUAGCGUCCAGGGAUCGGCAAGCGCCCUCAUCUCGCUGAUCGCUAACGGUGGUUCCGUGCUGGCGGGCGCGCCUCUCAAUUGGCUCCAGGGCGCUGAGGGGAUUUCGACGUUGGCCCCGCUAUUCUUUGCGCUGACAGUUUUCCCCGUGCUCGUCUACACGCAACGCAUCCCCAUCGUCAUGGAGCCAGUUGACGAGGCGAGGAAAACCGAA